AUGGCGGUGAAGCUGUACGGGUGGUCGAGGUCGCCGUUCGUGUCGCGGGCGCUGCUGUGCCUGGAGGAGGCCGGCGUCGACUACGAGCUCGUCCCCAUGAACAAGGAGGCCGGCGACCACCGCCGCCCCGACCACAUCGCCAGGAACCCGUUCGGGCAGGUGCCGGUGCUCGAGGACGGAGACCUCACCGUCUUUGAAUCGCGCGCAAUUGGAAAGCACGUGCUCCGCAAGUACAAGCCGGAGCUCCUGGGCGCUGGCAGCCUGGAGGACACGGCGAUGGUGGACAUGUGGCUGGAGGUGGAGGCCCACCAGCACCACCCAGCCGCGGGCGCCAUUGCCCACGAGUGCAUCGCCGCGCCCGCCUUGCUUGGCCGCAUGCCCAACCAGGCCAUCAUCGACGAGAACGUCGAGAAACUUAAGAAGGUGCUCGAGGUGUACGAGACGCGGCUGAGCAAGUGCAGGUACCUCGCCGGCGAUUUCCUCAGCCUCGCCGACCUCAGCCACUUCACGGUGAUGCACUACUUCAUGGCCACCGAGUACGCCGCGCUGGUGGAGGCGCAUCCGCACGUCAAGGCCUGGUGGGAGGAGCUCGCCGCGCGGCCGGCAGCCAAGAAGGUGGCAGGGUUCUUGACCAUUGGCUCCGGGGUGACAACUGAGAAGUGA
This is a messenger RNA of Miscanthus lutarioriparius, 663 nucleotides long. The record is from the annotation of a GenBank genome assembly. NCBI's taxonomy places the organism in Eukaryota, Viridiplantae, Streptophyta, Magnoliopsida, Poales, Poaceae.